GUAUUUUCUGUAGUUAACGGAGCGGUCACGCUGAUUAGCAAUAAACACAAUUUGGUUAAAUUAGUGUAACAAAAACAAAAACAUAAAACAAAUGCAGUGAUUGGGAUUCUAGCUGCACACAGUCGCGUCGGAACAGCAAGGAUACACGCAGGACGUGUGGACGCGGCACAAGAUGAUGGGCAAAUGCUGCAUUGGGGCACUCUGGCCACUGGCCAUUUUGGUGGCCUCAGCCACUGCCUACAAGAACGUUCGCCUCCAGGACAACAUGUGCUCGGACAAGCUUUUCUACACACUGGCCAAGCCCUUUCGGGGCGAUCCCACGGUGCGGCUGGAGUUCGAGGACACCUCCGGAGCAAUCGUGACCCAGAUGUGGAAUCUGACACUGCCUCAAGGCCAUGCGGCCAACAAGAUCAAGUACGACUGCCAGUUCCGGGUGCUGACCAGCGAUCGACCCCCGCGCGGCAUCUACACCAUCAUCACACGGCUCAAGUUCCGACGCGAUCCCGUGUCCAAGGAGUGCAUCGACUACAUCCAGUUCAGUAGUGGCAACCGAUCGCCCAGCGAGCGCAUCUGCAAUGAUAUCUCCAUUGACGGCCCCGCUGGACGUUUGAUCUUUGACCAGCGCGACCGCGAGGUCAACGUGCACAUCUUCAUUGAUCGAACGCGCCACAUACUGGGUGACCCGCUGGAGCUUCGCAUGGUACUAACGGCCCACUCCGAGUGCCAGUUCAACGGGGACUUCCUCUGCGAUCCCGGCGACCAGUACUCGUGCAUCUCGCGCCACUUUGUGCGGGACAACAUCACCAACUGCCUGUAUCCGUGCCGGGACGAGGGCACCUGCUUCCACGACGCCAUCGUGCCGGAGGAGAUCGAUACGGCCAAUGUGGCCAUCUCGGCGCUCACGUCGCUCAUCUUCACCAUGCUGGGCGUGGGCUUCUGUGUGUGGAUCUGCUGGAAGUACUGGAACUGCAUAACAGUGCAGCAGCGGGCGCAUGAGGCCUCCGCAGCCCGCUUUAACCAGCGACGAGUUAGAUCGGAUGUGCCCACCAUUGAGCUGCCACCAACGGUGCAGUACGAUGAUAGCGUCCUGCAUGAGCACGAUUCCCAGCAGCAACAACAGCCGGCCACGCCCAAGGAUCUACCGCCCAGCUACGAGUCCCUCUUUCCGGAAAGAUAAAGAUCCGCGGCUGAUGUCGCUCCGCUUUGUGCCAGAUCAGCAAGUACUUGGUACCGCACACUUGUUGUAUUAGUCCUAUUAGGUAAUUGUAUCUCUAUCUGAACAGAUCAGCAUUCCAUGUAAAUAUGUUAGGACUGAUUUUAUGUUUUGUGAUCAGCGUUAGCGAUCAAACAUCACCCUUGUCGAUGUGUUCACUUCGAACCAAAUCCGAGAAUACUCUCCUUGGAAUUUUCCAGUUUUACUGAUGUAUAUAUUUAAGUUUUAUGUUCUUCAACUCUCUGUAUUAUUUUAGUAUUUGUAACUGUUGAAUCCGCCUUUUGGCGACGCAAAUUGUUUACUCACUGAUGAAAUCUCACUGGUAUUAUCGUACUCGAUGAAAUUAUAUCAAUUAUUUACCUAGGCAGCAAUUAUUUAUAAGCAAAAGCAAAAGCCACACAGUACUAGUCUGUAUUAGCUAGCGUAAAUAUUCCAAGGGCCAGCCAGGACCUCCUUGGCAGAGCAUUCCACAUAGUUGUACCUGUUUCUGUACUGCAAAGAUAUAUGUUAUGUAUUUGUACGCAUAGAAUACCACGCGCUUGUAGAUGUCCUUGUUGUGUGCUGGCCGAAAGUGUCAAUUGUUCAAUCCAGAGUAUUAUAUGUAGGCACACACGCUCACAAGAUUAUGUACGAACUACAGUAUUUACUCCAAAACAUGUAACUGCAAUGUAACUGAAAGAUCGGAGUCGUGGUCAGUAGGUCUUAAGCCAAUUAACUCAUAUGUAUACACACGCAACUCACUCAAAUACGUAUAUUAACUGAUAAAUAAACCAACUAAAUCUCA
Molecule: messenger RNA, 1997 nt
Organism: Drosophila suzukii
Lineage: Eukaryota; Metazoa; Arthropoda; Insecta; Diptera; Drosophilidae
Source: RefSeq, a predicted model, not a curated record